AUGAUUGCUGCAUGUAAAAAUGUAUCUGCUUGCGAACAUGCAUGCCUCACCUCAUCCCCAACUUUUUCCGGAUUUCUCAAUUGUCUACGAUCAUCUAUCACAUUGUAUGACGAAAUUCAUCCUAAAUCCUCAACAGGGGUCUUCUACACAGACCGUCAAUUCCACAGGAAUGAUCCUCAAGGGAUCACGCCUCGUGAAAACUCACGGGGUCGCAGCAACACCAGAUACCACAACAACAAUCGCUACCCUUCUAAAUUCAAAUAUCCCUCCAGACACCGAUCACCAAGCUCCUCCAAAUCAUGCAUUGUCUGCAACAAAGAAGGCUGUUUGUCCAACAAACACUCAAAAGCUGAGCGUGAAGAAGCCUUUCAGCACCUUCAAAACCAAAAGAAUAAGUAUAACAAAAGAUACACCCAAUUUGUUGCUGAUUGUGGUCAGUCUGAAACAGCCAUCCCCGAAUCGAUUCAUCUAAGCCAACUCAUAUCCGACCUCGACCUCCCUGACUCCGAGGAAUUCAACGAAGUUUAUUUCACCAGGCUCGGGCCUAUCAACGGAAAGAAAUACCUCACGGAACUCAAUAAAAAAGCCUCCCUCUACGCCUUCACCAGUUCUACUAGCAACUUCUAA
Molecule: messenger RNA, 627 nt
Organism: Blumeria graminis f. sp. triticale
Lineage: Eukaryota; Fungi; Ascomycota; Leotiomycetes; Helotiales; Erysiphaceae
Source: the annotation of a GenBank genome assembly